Messenger RNA from Aspergillus melleus, 3404 nucleotides. RefSeq lists its product as uncharacterized. Gene Ontology annotation, cellular component: plasma membrane. Gene Ontology annotation, molecular function: ATP binding; P-type proton-exporting transporter activity; ATP hydrolysis activity. The transcript is spliced from 2 exons. Gene Ontology annotation, biological process: regulation of intracellular pH; proton export across plasma membrane. The record is from RefSeq and is a predicted model, not a curated record. Lineage: Eukaryota; Fungi; Ascomycota; Eurotiomycetes; Eurotiales; Aspergillaceae. The coding region runs from base 881 to 3163 and encodes 760 amino acids.
UUUCUCUUCUUUAUGGGAAUUCUUACACUCUUGCCAUUCCUGCCAUUUUUUGUUUGCCUCUGCUCAUAUCGUUAGGUCCUUUAAGGCUUUGUGAGCCGUGUCGCAACAAUGGCGGAGCGAAGAAUCUCCUAUGCUCCCGACGUCGAGAAUGGUGACCAUUCUCGCAGCACUGCUGAUGUCAACGAGGGUGCCGGUCUCGACGAGUACGGAGCGUUGAACCGGUACAUCUCUACUGCUCGUGAUGGUCGCCGUGGCUCGACUUCUUCUGCCGGUGGCUUCAGUGCCAAGAAGAACAAGAAGCCCUGGUACAAGUUCUGGGGUGGAAAGGAAGAUGCUGUUGAUGGAGAUUUUGUUUGCCCCGAUGACUGGCUCGAGACCGAUAUCCGCUCUGGUCUCCGCGCCAGCGACAUUGAGCCUCGCCGCAAGAGAACUGGAUGGAACGAGUUGACCACCGAGAAGACCAACUUCUUCGUUCAGUUCAUUGGUUACUUCCGUGGUCCCAUUCUUUAUGUUAUGGAACUUGCUGUCCUCCUCGCCGCUGGUCUUCGUGACUGGAUUGAUCUGGGUGUCAUUAUUGGUAUUCUGAUGCUUAACGCUGUUGUCGGUUGGUACCAGGAAAAGCAGGCUGCCGACGUUGUUGCUUCUCUCAAGGGUGACAUCGCCAUGAAGUCUGUUGUUAUUCGUGAUGGUCAAGAGCAGGAGAUCCUUGCUCGUGAGCUCGUUACCGGUGAUAUCGUAAGUUUCUUCCCUCCCAUUCCGCCUAUCAAUCUUUGGAAGGGGCCAGCCAGACUGACCGGUUAUCUCUCUCUAGGUCAUUGUUGAGGAAGGUACCGUCGUCCCUGCCGAUGUCCGCCUGAUCUGCGACUACUCCAAGCCCGAAAUGUUCGACACCUACAAGGAAUACCUGAUCCAGUCUCAGGACGACACCCUCAAGGAGAAGGAUGACGACGAUGAGGAUGGUGGCAUUGAGGCUCGCGCCGGUGUCUCCCUGGUCGCCGUUGACCAGUCUGCCAUCACUGGUGAAUCUCUCGCUGUCGACAAGUACAUGGCCGAUACCUGCUACUACACCACCGGUUGCAAGCGUGGCAAGGCCUACGGUAUCGUCACCGCUACCGCCAAGCAGUCCUUCGUCGGUAAGACCGCCGCUCUUGUCCAGGGUGCUCAGGACCAGGGUCACUUCAAGGCUGUCAUGGACAACAUUGGUACUACGCUGCUGGUUCUCGUCAUGUUCUGGAUUCUCGCUGCCUGGAUCGGUGGUUUCUACCGCCACCUCAAGAUCGCCACCCCCGAGGAUGAGGACAACAACCUGCUUCACUACACCCUUAUUCUGCUCAUCAUUGGUGUCCCCGUCGGUCUGCCCGUCGUCACCACCACCACCCUCGCUGUCGGUGCUGCCUACCUCGCCGAGCAGAAGGCUAUUGUCCAGAAGCUCACUGCCAUCGAAUCUCUUGCUGGUGUCGACAUUCUCUGCUCUGACAAGACUGGUACUCUCACUGCCAACCAGCUGUCUAUCCGUGAGCCCUACGUCAACGAGGGUGUCGAUGUUAACUGGAUGAUGGCCGUCGCUGCUAUUGCCUCCAACCACAACGUCAAGAACCUGGACCCCAUCGACAAGGUUACCAUCCUUACUCUCCGCCGUUACCCCAAGGCCCGUGAGAUCCUCGCUCGCAACUGGGUUACCGAGAAGUACACUCCCUUCGACCCCGUCUCCAAGCGUAUCACCACCAUCUGUACUUGCGACGGUGUCCGCUACGUCUGCGCCAAGGGUGCCCCCAAGGCUAUCCUCAACAUGUCUGAGUGCUCCGAGGAGGAGGCCCGUCUCUUCCGUGACAAGGCCACCGAGUUCGCUCGCCGUGGUUUCCGUUCUCUCGGUGUUGCCGUCCAGAAGGAGGGUGAGCCCUGGCAACUGCUGGGCAUGUACCCCAUGUUCGACCCCCCUCGUGAGGAUACUGCCCACACCAUCGCCGAGGCCCAGGUCCUUGGUCUGUCCGUUAAGAUGUUGACUGGUGAUGCUCUUGCCAUCGCCAAGGAAACUUGCAAGAUGCUUGCCCUGUCUACCAAGGUCUACGACUCCGAGCGUCUGAUCCACGGUGGUCUUGCCGGCUCUGCCCAGCAUGACCUUGUCGAGAAGGCUGAUGGUUUCGCUGAGGUGUUCCCCGAACACAAGUACCAGGUCGUCGAGAUGUUGCAGCAGCGUGGUCACUUGACUGCCAUGACUGGUGACGGUGUCAACGAUGCUCCUUCCCUCAAGAAGGCUGACUGCGGUAUUGCCGUCGAAGGUUCUACCGAAGCCGCCCAGGCCGCUGCCGAUAUCGUCUUCCUUGCCCCCGGUCUCAGCACUAUCGUCGAUGCCAUCAAGCUGGCCCGUCAGAUCUUCCAGCGUAUGAAGGCCUACAUCCAGUACCGUAUUGCUCUGUGUCUCCACCUUGAGAUCUACCUCGUUACCUCCAUGAUCAUCAUCAACGAGACCAUGCGCGCUGAUCUGAUUGUCUUCAUCGCCCUGUUCGCCGAUCUUGCCACCAUUGCCGUUGCCUACGAUAACGCUCACUUCGAAGCCCGUCCCGUCGAGUGGCAGCUUCCUAAGAUUUGGGUUAUCUCCGUCGUCCUCGGUGUCCUCCUUGCCGCUGGUACCUGGAUCAUCCGUGCCUCUCUGUUCCUGUCCAACGGUGGUAUCAUCCAGAACUUCGGUUCUCCUCAGGAGAUCCUCUUCCUGGAGGUUGCCCUUACUGAGAACUGGCUGAUCUUCGUUACCCGUGGUGGUAAGACCUGGCCCUCGUGGCAGCUGGUUGGUGCCAUCUUCAUUGUCGAUGUGCUCGCCACCCUCUUCUGUGUCUUCGGUUGGUUGUCCGGUGAAUACAAGCAGACCAGCCCUCCCAGCCCUGCUGAGUUCUCCGUCAACGGUGAUGUCGACAUUGUCACCGUCGUUGUCAUCUGGGCCUACUCCAUUGGUGUCACCAUCAUCAUUGCCGUGGUGUACUACAUCCUCACCAUCAUCCCCGGCCUCGACAACCUUGGACGUAAGAACCGCUCCAAGGCCGACACCAAGAUCGAGAACCUGCUCGGUCACCUUUCCAAGCUUGCCAUCGAGCACGAGGUCGACUCCCACGGCAAGUCUCGCUACACCCUUGGUGCUCGCGCCGAAGAGGUUGAGGAGGAUGAGUAAACAUCUACGCUCAUUUCCUUUUAAUAUGAUCCGCUCUGGAUAAUCACUCCGCAUACAUGCAUGGGCUGGCUUCUGGGCCCAGCUGCGCAUACCCCUUUUUUUCCGUAUCAUAGACUUUUUUUUUUCUUAUUAUCUUUUGUCUCUACGUUAUAGAGUCAAUUUUCUCUUCUUUCACAUGUAUGUAUGUCAUUAAUAGUGGUAAAUUUAGUGAAAUCAAACCAAGGGUUCAUUCAAGAAAACU